Poecilia latipinna (sailfin molly) is the source of this 9304-nucleotide messenger RNA. It is a transcript of the gene col12a1a, whose product is annotated as collagen, type XII, alpha 1a. Bases 228 to 9035 code for a protein of 2935 amino acids. Gene Ontology annotation, molecular function: protein binding. The record is from RefSeq and is a predicted model, not a curated record. Lineage: Eukaryota; Metazoa; Chordata; Actinopteri; Cyprinodontiformes; Poeciliidae. The transcript is spliced from 62 exons.
AGCCGAUAGUAGAAAGAUUCUUCCCACUUGGAAAAAGGCUUUUCCUCCUAAGACAUCUGGCUGGUGGAGGCUCCGGUAGUCCCCACAGAGGACAGAGGGGUCCAUUUCUCUAUUGGUUUAGAGAGUGGGGGACUUCAAGCAGGCUCAUCUCAUUAUCUGCUCCCUUUAGUUUUUAACGGGAGCUUUAACUGAUUGAUUGAUGUGCUGCUGAUCCUUCAGGGUCAAACAUGAAGAUAAGGCUGUCGCUGGCUGCGGCUGCUUUCCUCGCAGCUCUGCUGUCCUCCAUAGAUGCUCAAGUGGAACCGCCCUCAGAUUUGAAAUUUAAAAUACUAAAUGAGAACACAGUGGAAAUGUCAUGGGUAAGACCCUCAGCAACGAUAGAGGGCUUCAGAAUACAGGUCGUAUCAGAUGCAGAUGAACCAGCAAGAUAUUUGAACCUCGGUGCAGAAAUAUCUACAACACUCCUCAACAACCUGACACCCGAUUUAGACUACACGGUGUCAAUAAAUUCCUUUUAUGGUUCAGAGGAGAGCAUCCCCAUCUAUGGACAACUGACAAUUCAGUCAAGUAACACAAGUGGAAAAGUGAGGAAGCCACAUUCAGAUGCAAUCAAAUGUUCUGUGAGCGCCAUCGCAGAUUUAGUUUUUCUGGUGGAUGGCUCGUGGAGUGUGGGCAGAGAAAACUUUAGGCAUAUCCGUAGUUUCAUUGGUGCCCUGGCGGGGGCCUUUGACAUCGGCGAGGACAAAACUCGUGUUGCUGUGGUUCAGUACAGCACAGACACUCGCACUGAGUUCCCCCUCACUCGUUACACCAGAAGAGGAGACCUUCUGCAAGCCAUAAACUCACUGCCUUACAAAGGAGGGAACACUAUGACCGGUGAUGCCAUAGAUUACCUGAUGAAAAACAUCUUCACUGAGGCAGCUGGGUCAAGAAAAGGAUUUCCCAAGGUAGCCAUGAUCAUCACUGAUGGAAAAUCCCAGGACCCAGUGGAGGAGCAUGCUGAAAAACUUAGGAACAUCGGAGUGGAAAUAUUUGUACUAGGUAUCAAAGGAGCAGAUGAAGAUGAGCUCAAAGAAAUUGCCUCUACACCUCACGGCAAGCAUGUAUACAAUGUGCCCAACUUUGACCUGAUCCAAGAUGUCCAGAAAAAGAUCAUCACUGAAGUUUGCUCUGGUGUAGAUGAGCAGCUUACCUCUUUGGUCAGUGGGGAAGAAAUGGUGGAGCCUGCCUCUAACUUGCAAGUAACAGAAAUUGCAUCCAAGUCAAUGAGGGUGACAUGGGAUCCCUCCCCGGGUGAAAUCACAGGCUACAAGCUGACCCUUAUUCCCAUGGUGCCUGGAAUGAAGCGACAAGAACUGUACAUUGGACCCACACAGACAUCUAUAAAUGCACGAGACCUCUCUCCUGAGACCGAGUAUGAGAUCAGUUUGUUUGCCUUGAAAGGUCUGACUCCAAGUGAACCCAUUCUGGAUCUAGCAAAGACUCAGCCGGUCAAGGUGUCCACUGAGUGCUCCCUGGGAGUGGAUGUGCAGGCUGAUGUGGUGCUACUGGUUGAUGGCUCAUACAGUAUUGGAUUACAGAACUUUGCUAAAGUCCGUGCCUUCCUCGAGGUGCUGGUCACUUCCUUUGACAUUGGACCCAAUAAAAUUCAGAUUAGCUUGGUCCAGUACAGUCGAGAUCCACACACAGAGUUUGCCCUAAACACCCAUCAUGACAUUAAUGCUGCUGUCAAAGCUGUGCGUAGCUUCCCGUACCGUGGUGGUUCCACAAAUACUGGCAAAGCAAUGACAUAUGUCAGAGAAAGGAUCUUCGUCCCAGGUCGUGGAGCGCGGGAUAAUGUUCCUCGUGUCAUGGUCCUCAUCACCGAUGGAAAGUCAUCAGACUCUUUUAAGGAUGCGGCCGCCAAACUGAGGAAUGUUGAUGUGGAGAUCUUUGCUGUUGGUGUGAAGGAUGCAGUGAGGUCUGAGCUGGAGGCCAUUGCCAAUCCGCCAGCUGACACUCAUGUCUAUGAAGUUGAGGACUUUGAUGCUUUCCAGAGAAUUUCCAAGGAGCUGACUCAGUCCAUCUGUCUGAGGAUUGAACAGGAACUUUUGAAGAUCAAAAAGAAAAGCCUCCUUUCUCCUCAAGAUCUCCGUUUCUCUGAGAUUACCUCCAGAAGCUUCCGUGCUACUUGGACAGCUCCUGCUGCUGCCGUUUUGUCUUACCUUGUGCGUUUCCGCAAGGCUGAAGAUAUCACUGGAGACUAUGUUUCCCUGAUAGUGCCAGGAGAUACCACCACAUCCAUUCUUCCCCAUCUUUUCCCAGUCACCACCUACGAAGUCAAUGUCUUUUCUCAGUAUGACAAAGGAGACAGUUUUCCUUUGACCGGUGAAGAAACAACUCUUGAAGAGCAAGGCCAAGUUCGGAACCUGCGAGUGUCAGAGGAAACAACAAACAGUUUCAGGGUUUCAUGGCAGGCUGCUCCUGGUGCUGUGAUUAGGUACCGCCUGUCAUAUGUUCCUCUAAGUGGCACAGGAGAAAUAAUAGAGGCCCAGACCAUUGGAGCAGAAACUACCAUAGUUCUCCAAGAGCUCUUCCCAAUCACCACCUACCGCGUCUCUGUGUCCCCCGAGUAUGCAAGUGGCAUGGGAGAUGAAAUGUUGAUUGAUGGUACCACCAAGGAAGUUCGGGGAUCUCCACGAGACCUUCGUGUCUUUGAAGAAACAAUAUCAACAAUGAAACUGACAUGGCAGGCUGCUCCGGGAAAUGUUGUUCAGUACCGCAUUGCCUAUAAACCUGCAGAAGGAGGUGAGAGGAAGGAGAUAUCUGUCAAUGGAGAUACGACCCAGGCUAUGUUGAAGAACCUCCAACCAGCCACUGAAUAUGAGCUGUUUGUGACUGCACGCUAUUCCACCGGCUUGGGGGAUCCUCUUCUGGGUACAGGAACUACUUUAGAAGAGCUUGGCUCACCCAGAGACUUGGUGACCAAAGACGUCACCGACACCAGUUUUGUGGUGUCCUGGAAGGCAGCUCCAGGUAAUGUUCGCCAGUACAGGGUCACUUGGAAGUCCCUGUUCAGUGACGAGACUGGAGAAAAGACAACACCUGGAGACACCACCGCCACCGUCCUGGAUGGUCUUACCCCAGAGACACGUUACCAGGUGUCAGUGUUUGCUGUUUAUGGUCAUGGAGAGGGCCAGCCACUGGUUGGAGAAGAAACCACUGACAUCUCAGCCAGCAGCAAAACAAUUGUCGUUUCGGAUGAGACAGAGAAGACCAUGAAGGUGACGUGGCAGCCAGCGCCUGGAAAUGUGGUCAACUACCGUGUUACCUACAAACCACAGCCAGGAGGGCGCCAGCUAGCUGCCAAAGUACCCGGUGGCACCACCUCUACUGUCCUGAGACGCCUUACCCCUUUCACAACCUAUGACCUGACUGUGGUGCCAGUCUAUCGUUCCGGGGAAGGCAAAACAAGGGAAGGAGAAGGAACAACACUGUCACCUUAUAAAGGUCCCAGGAAUCUUCAGACAUCUGAACCAACAAAGACAAGCUUCAGAGUGACUUGGGACCAUGCUCCUGGUGAUGUUAAGGGCUAUAAAGUCAAAUUUCACCCUGCUGAGGACGACAUAGACCUGAGGGAACUUAUGGUUGGUCCCUAUGACAAUACUGUUGUGCUUGAGGAACUCAGAGCUGGUACUAAAUACACAGUGAGUGUGUUUGGUAUGUUUGAUGGAGGAGAGAGUGUGCCACUGGCUGGAGAAGAGAACACAACAUACUCUGAUGCACCAGAGCCUCCUCCAUAUGAUGGACCAAGUAAAUGCAACAAUUUCCAUGUCAAAACAGGAGGAGCCCCAGAUGCACCCACUGAUCUCGUGACAUCAGAGGUGACUCACCAGUCCUUCAGAGCCACCUGGACCGCCCCUGACGGCCCAGUGGAAAAAUAUCGAGUGGAGUACAUGACUGUGUCAGGAUCCCCACAACAGGUGUUUGUCGACGGCAGUAAGACCACCGUGGUUCUCCAAGGCCUCACACCUCUGACACAGUACCUGGUCAAUGUCUACUCAGUUGUGGGAGAAGACAGCAGCGACCCACUGAAGGGAGUUGAGACCACAUUGCCUCUGAGUGCUGUGAGGAGGAUGAACAUUUACGAUGAGCAGACAACCACCAUGCGAGUCAGGUGGGAAGAGGUGCAGGGUGCCACUGGGUACAUGCUGCUCUACAGCGCCAUCAAUGCCACUCAACCCAGCAUUGAGCAGGAGCUGAGAGUUGGAGCAGGUACAACUGAUGUCCAGCUGGUGAAGUUACUCCCCAACACAGCCUACACACUCUCCCUCUUUGCCCUCUACGGAGAAACAGCCAGUCAACCACUGACCCAGCAGGGUGUCACCCUGCCCAUGCCGCCUGCAGGUGAACUGAGAGUUCGUGAUGUGACCCACAGCACCAUGGUGCUGUACUGGGAUGCUGCUCCUGGAGCUGUUCGUAAAUAUAUCAUCACCUACCAGGCUGAAGAAGGAGAGGCUAAAGAACUUGAAGUGGGAGGAAGAGUGAUAGAGAAACAACUGGAGAACCUGCUCUCACAGACUGAGUACACUUUAGCCGUCACGCCAAUUUAUGACGAGGGAGCUGGGCAGCCGAUGACUGGAUCUGCAAUCACAGAUGUGGUUCCAGCACCAAAGAACCUGGAGUUCUCGGAAGUUACCCAGACCAGCUUCAGAGCAACCUGGGAGCACGGGGCUCCUGAUGUUGCUCUGUACCGUAUUUCAUGGUCUAAGAAAGGAGAAAACGUAUUCCUAGAUGCCAUUCUGAACAACGAUGAGACAACCCACGUCAUAGAGAACUUGGAGCCAGACACACCAUAUGACGUGCGUGUGACUGCAAUUUACCCAGAUGAGUCAGAGAGCGAAGAUCUGAUCGGCACUGAGAGGACAUUGCCCAAGGAUGGUACUAGACCAUUGCCAAGAGCACCUCCCACCAACUUAGUUGUGUACAAUGAAACCACCACCACUCUGAACGCCAGGUGGACUCCACCUACGGGCCGUGUCCAGAACUACAAGAUCACUUACGUCCCCACGGCUGGAGGCAGGAGUCAGACUACCCAGGUGGGCGGGAAAAAGACCAAUGUCCUGCUUCCCAAGCUGACCCCUGACACAGAGUACUCAAUUAGCGUUGCUGCAAUUUACGCCACCGGAGUCAGCAGGGACCUUAAUGGAAUUGGAAAGACCAAGCCUCUGGGUGGUGUUAGAAACUUGAGAGUAACAGACCCCACUACCAGCACAUUGAACGUCCUGUGGGAGCCUGCUGAGGGAAGUGUGCGUCAGUACAGGAUCUACUAUGUCCCUGCAGCUGGAGGAAAUGAAGAAAUGGUCCAAGUUCCAGGAAGCACCUACAACACGGUUCUAAAGAAUCUGGAUUCUGAUACACUUUACACUGUAUCUGUGGUUCCAGUUUAUGCUACUGGAGAGGGACUUCGUUUGUCUGAGAACGGGAAAACAUUGGAGCGGAGUCCAGUCAGGAACAUUAAGGUCUUCAACCCGACAACCAACACUUUGAAUGUUCGCUGGGAGGCAGCCACAGGUCCAGUCCUACAGUACAGGGUGGUCUAUUCUCCUCUGAUUGGUACCAGGCCUUCUGAGUCAAUUUUGGUGCCAGGCACCACUACCACAGCUCUGCUGACACAGCUGCUCCCAAAUACCGACUAUAACGUUGGCGUUGUUGCCUUGUACAGCGAUGGAGAAGGUCCUGCUGUUAGUGAUGAUGGAAAGACACUGCCCCGAGGUGGCCCAAGAAACAUGCGUGUAUAUGACCCCACUACCACCACUCUUUCUGUUAGCUGGGAACAUGCAGAGGGUCCUGUCAUGCAAUAUCGCAUCACCUACGCCCCGACUACAGGAGACCCUAUUGAGGAAUAUACUUCAGUUCAAGGCAACAGAAACAAUGUGAUCCUCCAGAACUUGGAUCCAGACACACCAUACAACAUUAAAGUGACUGCCAUCUACGCUGACGGACCAGGGGGAGAGUUGGAAGGAAAUGGACGCACAGUGGGAAUGCUGGGCCCCAGAAAUCUCCGUGUUUCUGAUGAGUGGUACACUCGCUUCAGGGUGUCAUGGGACCCCGCUCCAUCCAGGGUUAAUGGGUACAAGAUCAUCUACCAGCCCGAGGGUACUAAUGACGUCUUGGAAGCAUUUGUUGGAGACGUGACAUCACACCAAUUACAAAACCUACAACCUGGAACCACUUAUGACUUGAAGGUGCUGGCCCAGUACAACACAGGCUUCAGUGGACCUCUGAUUGGUCAAGGAACGACAUUGUAUCUGAAUGUGACUGGCUUAUCCACUUACAAUGUUGGAUUUGAAUCUUUCUGCCUCCGUUGGGCCCCUCACAGAGCAGCCACAUCCUACAGACUGAAAGUCAAUCCCUUUGACACUUCUAAGCGAGGAGCUCAGGAAGUCACAGUGCGAGGCUCAGAGAGCAGCUAUUGUUUUGAUGGUUUAAGCCCUGACACUCUUUACAAUGCCACUGUGUACACCCAAACACCCAACCUAGAGGGACCUGGAGUCAGUGUCAAGGAGAGAACAUUGGUCAAACCCACCGAAGUGCCAACCGAGCCUCCCACUCCUCCUCCCCCAGCUUCAGUGCCGCCUGCUUUGGAUGUGUGCAAAGGUGCCAAAGCAGACCUGGUCUAUUUGAUUGACGGCUCCUGGAGUAUCGGAGACGAGAGCUUCAACAAAGUCAUCCAGUUCACCACAAAAAUGACUGCAGCUUUCGAUGUCAUCAGCCCCAGAGGCAUGCAGGUUUCAUUCGUGCAGUACAGCGAUGACGCCAAGACUGAGUUCAAACUUAACACCUACCACGACAAGGGAAUAGUUUUAUCAGCUCUGCAGUCAGUUCGCUACAGAGGAGGCAACACCAAGACUGGUGUUUCUCUGAAGCAUGUCUACGAGAAGGUGCUUACGUCAGACAGUGGCAUGAGAAGAAACGUCCCGAAAGUGCUGGUAGUUGUCACAGAUGGACGCUCCCAGGACGAAGUUAAGAAGAGUGCAGAGAGACUGCAGCACUCUGGCUACAGUGUGUUCGUGGUUGGCGUAGCUGAUGUUGACAUGAGAGAACUGACGGUUAUUGGCAGCAAGCCCACUGAGAGGCACGUGUUUGUCGUCGACGACUACGAUGCUUUUGAUAAAAUCCAGGAUAACCUGAUCACCUUCAUCUGUGAAACCGCCACAUCAACUUGCCCUCUAAUCUACAUCAAUGGAUACACCACACCUGGCUUCAGAAUGCUUGAAGCUUUCAACAUAACAGACCGGACAUUCGCCGGCAUGAAUGGUGUGUCCAUGGAGACUGGUUCCUUUAACAGCUACAUUGCCUACAGGCUGCACAAAGACUCUUACCUAACCCAACCCACCAAGGAGAUCCACCCAGAUGGUCUUCCCCCAUCUUACACCAUCAUCCUGCUCCUCCGCCUCUUGCCGGAUACGCCCUCUGAACCUUUUGAUAUAUGGCAGAUUGCUGACAAAAACAACAACCCUGAGGUCGGAGUCACAAUGAAUCCUUCCACCCAAACUCUUACGUUCUACAACAAGGACACACGAGGAGAGAUUCAGAGAGCUGUCUUUAAUGAAGCGCAAGUGAAGCGAAUUUUCCAUGGCAGUUUCCACAAGAUUCACAUUACCAUCUCACCAGAAAAAGUCAAACUCACUGUGGACUGCCAAGAGGUGGCAGAGAAACCCAUCAAGGAGGCCAACAACAUUACGCUGGAGGGCUACGAAGUGCUUGGCAAGAUGGUCAAGUCUUCAGGUUCAAAGAAGACCUCAGCAACAUUCCAGCUCCAGAUGUUCGAUAUUGUCUGCAGCUUGAGCUGGAUUAGCCGAGACAAAUGCUGCGAGCUGCCAGCCACACGAGAUGAGGCCAAGUGUCCUUCCCUUCCCCACUCCUGUACUUGCACACAGGACAGUAUCGGGCCCCAGGGGCCUCCUGGACCUUCGGGCAGUCCAGGUACUAAAGGACCUCGAGGAGAUAGAGGAACACCUGGGAACCCUGGUCCAAUGGGUCCCCGUGGUGAGUCAGGACUCCCAGGUACGAUGGGGCCGCCAGGUCCACAAGGCCCUGCAGGACUUUCUCGGCCUGGAGAACCUGGUCGCCCAGGACCUAAGGGAGAUCGUGGAGAUCCAGGCAUUACUGGUUUGCAAGGUCCUCCUGGGCCACGCGGUCCUCUGGGCCCUGUUGGACCAAGCGGAGCUCGGGGGCCACCAGGAAAAGAGGGGCCAUCUGGACCCAGAGGCCCACCCGGACCCAUGGGAAGUCCUGGAAAUCCAGGUAUACCAGGGAUCACUGGAAAACCAGGCAAACCAGGAGACCCAGGAAGCCCAGGACCUGUUGGCCUUAAAGGAGAAAAGGGAGAGAAGGGAGACUUUGCAUCCCAGAACAUGAUGCGUUCCAUUGCCAGACAAGUUUGUGAACAGCUUGUGAACAGCCAGAUGAGCAGAAUUGAUGUGCUGCUCAACCAGAUUCCCUCCGGAUAUCGCAGCAACACUCCUGGGCCUCCAGGCCUUCCCGGGCUUCCAGGUGAGCGUGGAUCCCGAGGAGAGCCCGGACAACCUGGAAGAUCUGGAUUCCCUGGAACUCCAGGAUUGCCUGGAAAUCAAGGAGAAAGAGGUUUACCAGGAGAAAAAGGGGAGAGAGGAGCCCCUGGAAACGAUAUUAGAGGACAAAGAGGCCCAGCUGGACCACCGGGGCCACCAGGAGAGUCGAGAACAGGUCCCCCGGGUCCUUCUGGUUCCUCUGGGCCUCGUGGGCCUCAAGGCCGUCAAGGUGUUCCAGGUGUGAGGGGACCACCAGGCCCCCCUGGAUACUGCGACUCCUCUCAGUGUGUGGGCAUUCCAUAUAAUGGACAAGGAUACACAGCCACCCGCUACCAGCCUGCACCUGAGGUAGAGACUAUACCUGUGGAGCCAGUUGGACAAUUUGGAGAAUAUGAGACAAUACAGUCACGCGGUGACUCCAGAGGCCAGCGAAGACAGAGGUCACUACAAUCAGACAAUACAGGAAGACUGGCAUCAUAGCUACAUACAAACAGGAUUUCCCAGAAUAAAUAAUUCCCAAACAUUUAAAGAGGGUACGCAGAGCAAAACAAAUACUUAUAUGGGUUUGAUACCUCUGGCUUUAUUGAACAUAUAUAUAAAUAUAUUUUUGACACAAGAAAGUGUAGCAAGUAGACUAGCUUUGUUACAGACCUGUGUGCUUGCUAAAUGUUUCCCUUUCGUGUCUGCCUGUAAUAUACCUGCAAGUGUUCAUCAGACUCAAGUUUGUAAAGCACCAGUCAUGUGAAAAA